Molecule: messenger RNA, 1647 nt
Organism: Rhipicephalus microplus (southern cattle tick)
Lineage: Eukaryota; Metazoa; Arthropoda; Arachnida; Ixodida; Ixodidae
Source: RefSeq, a predicted model, not a curated record
AUGAGCAGGGAGUGGCGUGGAUGCAGUCGGCCGUCGUGUAAUGGCCAGGUGUCUUCAAAAGGUGGUGCCAGCAGCAAUGCCACAGAGCCCCAAUAUGAAGCCACAUCUGGAGAGUCGUCGCCCUCGUCAUGCAUGGCCACAUCUAGUACUUCGCUGCCUCAGCCAUCAGGCAAAUUCACGACAGCCAACUUGACGGAAGCGAUGGUGGUGCAGACAGGCAGCCUUGUGUUUGGGGAGCGGCAGCUCAAGUGGGGUCGUCCGCUGGGUAGCACCGAGGAGUCCAAAGCCCAGAGGCCUGCACAGCAAGCCGCAACGGCAUCACAAGCUUCACACCACAUUAUUGCAGCUGACCAGGAAGCAGCAGCUGCUCAACAGCAGCAGUCACAGCAACCUCAACAGCAGAAGAAGUCACCACAGCAACAGCAACUUGUACCUCUGCUGCAGGCCAAGACAGAACCACUCUUUCCCCCACCAUCAUAUCUGUCCAGUAUCAACCCAAAACCCAGCUUCAGUAUUAAUUACGAAAACCUUGUGAGCAGCAGUCGCCAUGGCGAGAAGAGGCCAAAGGCCAAGUGGCCCUCUCCAUCCCAGGGUGGCAGCAGCAGAUCAUCGCCGUCGAUCAGUGGAGAGCGUGAGACCACAGAAAAUUGCAGCGCGGGGGGCAGCAGUAAGCGCAGCACCGCGGGGUGCCCGAAGCUUCGACAGAAGGUUCCUCCCAUGCGGUCACCGUCUGCCCAAACGGCGGCCGCCGGCAGAGCCACCAAUGGCCUGCCCUCAGUGAUGGGAAGUGGCAAUAUUUACCACACAUAUUACCGAAAGCUGAGCCCGGGUGGGGAAGAAGGCAGCCGUCCUGCAUCAGCUGAUUCCGUGCUUACGCAGCCUGCCCGCGUUGAGUCUUACGAUGACACCUUUGAGUCGAGUAAUAUUAGAGACAAGGUGCUGCAGCCAUCGACGGACCAUGAGGACAAAUGUGUGCAAGUGUCAUCAGCAAUGCCCCCAGAAGGUUGGGCGUCAAUGUGUCAAGACGGGCCCCCCUGCGUCAGCUUGCCUUGGAGUCCCGCAUGGCUCGAAUCAGCCGCUGUACCAAGCUUGAUUCCGCAGACCCUGGAGCAGCUGCGUAAACGUCAGUGGGACCAGGAAUCUGGCUUUCUCAUGAGGCAGAGCCAUGACUUUGACAUUGCAUCGCUGCUGUCGUGUCUUCAUCAGCUGCGCUCAGAGAACAUGGAGUUGGAGUCUAGAAUCAGUGGCCUGCAAGCAUGCCGGGACCAACUGCUGGCUGUCAACGCACGACUCCGAGAAGCGCCCAUGCACAACUCUCCCAUGCUUCUUGUGUCCCACGCUUCUGCUGCAGAAGUCAAUGCGGCAGCAGCCAUGAGCUUCUGCACGAGGACCGACUUGCCAACAUCUGCGGGCUCUCCCAUGGACAAGCUCCCUGGUGUACCACUGGGUUUCCCCCUUGGCUUCCCCUCCUCGGCCCAGCCAGUUACUGACCACCAGCCACACCAAAAAAACGAGUUGAGUACAACAUCACAGCACAGAUUCCCUGAAUGUCCAGUGAUGGGGCACCCAGGAAGAGUUUCCUCCGCCGAGAACUCAUCGCACCGAGGCUCCACUCUGUCAACCUCUCGCCAGUCGAGCAAUAACUAG